AUGAAGGCGUCGGGCUACGGCUCGCUGCGACGGACGGGGGCAAGCAAGGAGGCGGCCGAGCAGAAGAAGAAGGAGAAGGAGGAGAGGAAGAUGGAGGCCCGCGAGGAGAAGGAACGCGAAAAGAACGAAGCGCGGCAGGAGAAGAAAGAGAAGAAGAACGCGAAAGCGAAGGAUGGAGACGCCAAGAAGAACGAAGGGGGCGGGGGCGGAGGGAAUGUGUUGACGCGAAGCAUCUCGUUCAAGCGGAGCACUUCGAUCAAGGCCCUCCUCGGGCUCAAGGGGGCGGGAGGCGAGGCCGCCCCCCCGGCCGAUCCCAACAAAAUCGUUUCCGUCAAACUGGCCGACGACAACGAAGAUGAAGAUGAAGAGGGCGAAGAUCGAAAAUCGGAAGAGGUCGGGGGAGGAGAGAAGAUGGAGAUUUUGGCGGCAAAGACGAACGAUGAUCACAUGGCCAAGCAGAAGAAGGGCCGGACCAAGAGCGUGGGCGGAGAAGAUGAUGAGCCCAGGAAGCCUUCGCAUAAAUCCAAGAACAAGAAGGACAAACACCUCAAGACCUCGGCAUCCCACUCCCCCUCCUCGCAACACAUCAACGCCACCGGCUCCUCCUCUACUUCCACAUCUACCACAACUACGACUACUUCUUCCGGCUACUCGCAGUCAUCUUCUUCGCUCUACCACUCGGCCACGACCUCUACGGCGUCACCCCUCGCCUCAUCCUCCGCGGCCUCCACCCGGGGCGGCAAGAAGGCCGCCGCCGCCGCCGCCGCCAACAAGAGCAACAGCAAGAAGAAGCGGGAGUCGUGGGUGGGCACCAUCUCCAGGGUCGAGAAGCUGCUCCAGACCGACGCCGCGUCGCCGUCGCCGGACGCCGCCGCAGCGACCAAGGGCGCUCACCCCGUCCGCAUCGUGGUAGUGGGCCGCUCGUGUGGCAAAUCCUGUAUGAUUGCCCACCUCACAACGGGCAAGUUCGUCAAGUCACCCAAACCCACCACCCAAGACCUGGUGCAGCACACGGUGCCACUCGAUGGCGUGCAGUACGACGUCAGCAUCCUCGAAAUCGGCUCCUCCGCUUCGUCCAAGAAGGUCUUCCCCAAGUGCUUCGGCUGGGCCGACUGUUUCAUGCUCGUGUACAGCAUCGCGGACUCGAAGUCGUUCCACGAGCUCAAGAAGCUGUACAAGGAGAUUAUGCUCGUAGAGGACGCCGCCUCUCUUCCCUUUUGCAUUGUCGGCACACACAGCGACCUCGAGGGAGACGCCAGGGAGGUACUCACGGCCGAGGGACGAAGUCUAGCACACGAGUGGGGCGGGCGGCCGCUGGUGGAGAUCUCCUCGAAGACCGGCCGCAACGUCGACAAGGCCUUCGACACCCUCGUGCGCGAGGCGCGCGACUUUGGCAAAGACAAAGGGUUGGCGCAUCCGUUGCACGCACACAUCGAGCGAGGCCAGAAGUGGGUGGAGGAGAAGAAGGCCAAGAAGGAGAUGGAGAUCCAGCGCGAGCGGCUCGAGCACGCCAAGAAGGCCGCCGGCAGCGCGUUCGCCCUCAUCGGCCAGCGCGAGCGGCGCAGCGUCCGUGAGGGCUCGUUGCGCGGCCUCGCGGGCGGGUCGCCCACGAACUACCCCGAGGCGAUGACCAGCUCCGGAAGCGAGAUCCGAUCGCGGCUCGCCUCCGACAGCAGCGGCCGCGUCGCGCUCAACCUCAACCUCCCCAGCAACGGCAGCUCGUCGUCGUCGUCGCACGCGCGGCCCCGGGGGGUCGAUCUCGUCAAGGAGUGCGAGGGCUACGUCAUCGAGGGCGGCCAGUGUCGCUCCGAGCUCCUCUCACCUCGGACGAAGCUGAAGCGAUUGGCGGGGAGCAAACGGAACAAGCGGUGGUACAGGGAAUAUUUCCACAACCAGAGCCACACCAACUGGGUGGGGGUCGACCCCAAGCUGGGCCCCGUCAUCGUUUCGAUCCUCGAGGAGAAGGGCACCAGCAGCAGCAAGUCCUACAACGUCCGCGUCGUGUCCCGCACCAAAUAUGGAGUGAAAACAAAGUUUCUGACGAAGGAGGACGUCGGAUCGGCGAAGAUGAAGACCUCCAAGGUGCUCCAGCUGGCCGAGGACGGCCUCAACCCCGACUGCAUGAAGAAGGUCAAGGACCCCAAGCUCAAAGAGGACCUCCUCAAAUUCGAAGACGAAUCCCGGGUGACGCGGUUCAAGUUCGGAGUGCUGUAUCAGCGAGCGGGGCAGGUGCGAGAGGAGGACAUGUUUGCCAACCAGGACCCAUCACCCGGCUUCAAGAAGUUCCUCCACUACCUGGGCGACGAAAUCGAACUCAAGGGCUGGGACAAGUACAGCGGCGGGUUGGACACGGAGGGGCGAGAGGGCAAGAAUUCGAUCUACAUGCUGCGCAAGGACUACGAGAUCAUGUUCCACGUCAGCACCUACCUGCCCUUUUCCACCAAGAACGACCAGCAGGUCGAGCGCAAGAAACACAUCGGCAACGAUGUGUGCGUGAUCAUUUUCCAGGAGGACGACCAGUGCGUGUUCACUCCGACGGAGAUCACGUCCGACUUCAACCACGUGUUCAUGGUCGUGCGCGAGGAGCUCGACCACAGCAAUGACACAAACGACUUUGGCGGCGGCGGCGGCGGCGGGAGUUCCAUCGACAGCACGACCACGACGCCCAGCGGCAAGCAGCACGGCCGCAAGGACAAGGAGAAGGAGAAGGACACGUCCGAGGACCGAAACAGCAACAACAGCGGCUACGGCGGCCGCAACGUGGGCGGGAGCGGCGUGUACGACUCGAGCGGCUACGGCGGCGGCGGGAGCGGGAGCGGGGCGCUGAGCCCAGAGAGCGGCGGCGGGAGCGGGGUGCGGGCGGUGCGGAGCCCGAGCAGUCGAGGCGGCGGAGGCGGAGGCGGCGGCGGUGGGGUGAACAACACGGGGCGGACGCGGUACCGGGUGGCGAUCACGCAGAAGGAGGGCGUGCCACCAUACGGACCCCUCAUCGCCUACCCGCCCGUCUACGAGGCCGUCAUGCCCCGAUUCCGCUCCAUACUUCUCAAAAAACUGAUCAACGCGCACAACGCGGCGUACGAGGCACCGGCGUUCCUGACGAGACGACUCAAGAUGCGGGAAAUCGCCCUCCUCGACAUCGCCCAGAAAUACGUCCGAGUACACACGUGA
Acanthamoeba castellanii str. Neff is the source of this 3168-nucleotide messenger RNA. RefSeq names its product Ras subfamily protein. Gene Ontology annotation, biological process: regulation of small GTPase mediated signal transduction; activation of GTPase activity. Bases 1 to 3168 code for a protein of 1055 amino acids. The record is from RefSeq and is a predicted model, not a curated record. The transcript has 13 exons. Gene Ontology annotation, cellular component: cytoplasm. Gene Ontology annotation, molecular function: GTPase activity; GTP binding; GTPase activator activity. NCBI's taxonomy places the organism in Eukaryota, Discosea, Longamoebia, Acanthamoebidae.